Melospiza georgiana is the source of this 2951-nucleotide messenger RNA. It is a transcript of the gene REN, whose product is annotated as renin. NCBI's taxonomy places the organism in Eukaryota, Metazoa, Chordata, Aves, Passeriformes, Passerellidae. The transcript has 10 exons. The record is from RefSeq and is a predicted model, not a curated record. Gene Ontology annotation, molecular function: aspartic-type endopeptidase activity. The coding region runs from base 641 to 1876 and encodes 411 amino acids. Gene Ontology annotation, biological process: angiotensin maturation.
CCAUCCACGCCAUUCCUGGUCUGCCCAGUGCCAUCCAUGCCAUUCCCAGCCUGAUGGGCAUUAUCCAUGCCAUUCCCAGUUUGCCCAGUUCGAUCCAUGCCAUUCCCAGUGCUCUCCAUGGCAUUCCCGGUCUGCCCAGUGCCAUCCAUGCCAUUCCCGGUCUGCCCAGUGCCCUCCAUGGCAUUCCCAGUUUGCCCAGUGCCAUCCAUGCCAUUCCCAGCCUGCCCAGUGCCAUCCAUGCCAUUCCCGGUGCCCUCCCUGCCAUUCCCGGUCUGCCCAGUGCCAUCCAUGCCAUUCCCGGUCUGCCCAGUGCCCUCCAUGCCAUUCCCAGCCUGCCCAGUGCCAUCCAUGCCAUUCCCGGUGCCCUCCCUGCCAUUCCCGGUCUGCCCAGUGCCAUCCAUGCCAUUCCUGGUCUGCCCAGUGCCAUCCAUGCCAUUCCCAGUUUGCCCAGUGCCAUCCAUGCCAUUCCCAGUGCCCUCCAUGCCAUUCCCGGUGCCCUCCCUGCCAUUCCCAGCCCUGCCCCUGCCAGGGGAGGAGGAUCCCUCAGGGAUGGAGGAUCCCGGGCUAUAAAAGCUUCUUCCUCCCCUCCGGGAAAGGGACGGGACGGAGGCGGCGGCGGGGAGGGGACAGCGGGGACACGAUGGCGGUGCCACCCAGCAGGAGGCUGCGGCGCUGCCUGCUGCUCCUGGCGGUCACCUGGGGCGCCACCUUUGUCCCCUCGCCAGCGCAGGCUUUGCAGAGGAUCGCCCUGCGGAGGAUGCCCUCCAUCCGCCAGACGCUGCAGGAGAUGGGCGUGAAGGUGCGGGACGUGUUCCCGGAGCUGCGCCGGGCCACGCGCGGAGCAGGGGACGGUCCCCGCAACGGGACAGCUCCCACCCCGCUCACCAACUACCUGGAUACCCAAUAUUUCGGCGAGAUCAGCAUCGGGACCCCCGCGCAGACCUUCAAGGUGGUUUUUGACACGGGCUCGGCCAACCUGUGGGUGCCAUCCUACAAGUGCUCCCCACUCUACAGCGCCUGUGUGUCCCACAGCCGCUACGACUCGUCCAAGUCGCGCACAUACAUCGCCAACGGCACCGGCUUCGCCAUCCGCUACGGCACCGGCAGCGUCAAAGGCGUCCUCAGCCAGGACAUCGUCAUGGUGUCGGACAUCCCGAUCAUCCAGGUGUUCGCCGAGGCCACGGCGCUGCCCGCCUUCCCCUUCAUCUUCGCCAGGUUCGACGGCGUGCUGGGCAUGGGCUACCCCAGCCAGGCCAUCGAUGGCAUCACGCCCGUCUUCGACCGCAUCCUGGCACAGCAGAUCCUCCAGGAGGACGUGUUCUCUGUCUACUACAGCCGCGCUUCCAAGAACGCUUCCCUGAAGCCCGGCGGGGAAAUCAUCCUGGGAGGCAGCGACCCAGCCUAUUACACCGGCGACUUCCACUACCUGAACGUCAGCAGGAGCGGCUUCUGGCAGAUCCGCAUGAAGGGGGUGUCUGUGGGAGCUGAGAUCCUGUUCUGCAGGGAAGGCUGCUCGGUGGCCGUGGACACCGGAGCCUCCUACAUCACCGGCCCUGCCGGCCCCGUGUCCGUGCUCAUGAAAGCCAUCGGGGCCACCGAGGCGGCCGAAGGAGAGUACGUGGUGGACUGCGAGCAGGUGCCUCAGCUGCCCAACAUCUCCUUCCACCUGGGAGGGAAGGUCUACGGCCUCAGCGGCCCGGCCUACGUGCUGCGGCAAUCCCAGUACGGUGAGGACGUCUGCGUGGUGGCUUUCUCCGGGCUGGACAUCCCCCCUCCGGCCGGUCCCCUCUGGAUUUUGGGCGCCACCUUCAUCGGUCACUACUACACCAAAUUCGACCGGCGCCACAACCGCAUCGGCUUCGCCACCGCCCGCUGAGGGCCGGGGGGCCGGGCUGGGGCCGCAGAACCGGCCUGGAGGAUGCGGGAAGCAGUGAGAGAACAUCAGCUCCCUUCCAGCUCUGCCACCUCCUCUCCAAAUCUCGCUGCUCCCGCUCCCAAAGCCCCGCGGGGUUCCCGGGAGCCGAGCCUGGAGCGGGGCUGUGAAUCCCAGCCGGAUCCUCCGGGCGCUUUUAGGGCGAUGUUCGACGGCAGGAGCAGCGCUCAGCGCGGGGAUUUGCUGCUGGUGCGGCUGAGGGACCUCUGGGACUGUUUGUUGUUCCUAAAUCGGGGGCCAUAAUCGGUGUUUAAGGAUGGUUUUAGCCGGUGUCAGCCCUGCCUUUCUUCGUGAGUUCGAUAUUAAACAAUUUAAAGCACCAGGAGGAUGAGAGAAGGGCUGGUCUUGCAGAGACGGGGGGGUCGGAUAUUUAUAUUUAGGGAACUGGGCCACAAAUGUCCCUGUGCCACCUCUUCAUUUGUGCCCCUGCCACCCCAUAAGGGUGCAACGCCCUCCCCAGCUCCUGUGGCCAAACCGAGGGCUCUGCAAAGCUCCUCCUGCAGCUGGGAUGGUGACAGGAGCUCUGGUGUCCCCCUGGGGACAGGGACAGAGCUGUGCCACAGCUACCCUCCAAAGAGGGGACACUUCCUGCGGGUCUGUGUGACGCAGGACGGUGGCUCCCAUCCCAGGGUCUGUUUUCAUGAAAAAUCAGAGGUUUUUCUCUGCCCUGGGUGUGGAGAUGCCCCUGGAGGUGCCCCCUUGUGCCAGCUGGCCUGGAGGGAGGGACAAGGCCCUCUCCCAGCUGGGGGGACAUUCCCAGUUCCAGAUCCCCGUGCCAGGGGAACACGGGCUGGCCUCCAGUUUGACCAGUUCAGGGGGCUGGGAGCGGGAAAGCUGCUCCUGGAGCGAAUCAGGAUCUCACCAUGGAGGUGGCAGGAGCUCCUCGCCCUCGGAGCUGCAGAGCUGAGGAAUUCCUGGUGCUGAGGAACCGCAGAGCUGACAAUUCCCAGCACCAAUAAAUUCCCAGAGCUGGCAAUUCCAGCACUUGUGAACCCCAGAGCUGACAAUUUCAGUGCUG